AUUGGUUUGUGAACUGAUUGUGAAGUGAAUUGAAAUCACAAUUAAUAUAAGUUUGUGUCAAAUGUCGGGACAAUUGCUUACGAAAGCCAUUCAAUCGGUCAAAAGCAAAGAGUUUCGUUCAUAUCUAUGCAGGUAUGUGGCCAAUUGGGGGAUACCUAUCGCGGCCAUCGCGGACAUCAAGAAAGAUCCGUCUUUUAUUAGCGGCAAAAUGACAAUC
This is a messenger RNA of Oppiella nova, 217 nucleotides long. NCBI's taxonomy places the organism in Eukaryota, Metazoa, Arthropoda, Arachnida, Sarcoptiformes, Oppiidae. The record is from the annotation of a GenBank genome assembly.